AUGGCGACCAACAAAAGACCCAACUUUCUGGUUAUUGUUGCCGAUGACCUGGGAUUUAGCGAUCUCUCGGCGUAUGGCUCUGAGAUCGAAACACCCAACCUGGACAAAUUGGCGCAGGAGGGAAUCCGAAUGUCCGAUUUCCACACUGCGGCCUCAUGUUCACCAACCCGAGCGAUGCUUCUAUCCGGGACAGAUGCCCAUAUCGCUGGACUCGGAGGCAUGGCGGAGAGGAUGAACCGCUUCCCGGAGAUUUUCAAAGGAAGAGAAGGAUACGAAGGAUAUUUGAAUUUCCGAGUAGCGGCUCUCCCAGAGAUUCUGCAAGACAAUGACUACUUUACAAUCAUGUCUGGCAAGUGGCACCUAGGGUUGGAAAAAGAACUAAGCCCAUCUGCACGAGGGUUCACCAAAGUCCUCAGUACGUUGCCCGGUGCUGGAAACCACUACAACCAUGAGCCACAAUUGUACGGCGAGAAAGAGAAACCUCGAGCGAUUUUGAAAGAGAAUGGGCUGUGGAUGGAACAUGAUCAGUUCAUUGACGGGAAGAAUGAUCUCCCUGAAGACUUUUACUCUUCCAAUACGUUCACAGACUACAUGUUGAACGGAAUGAAACAGAAAAAGAGCAGCCUUUCUUCGCUUACUUACCUUUCACUGCACCCCACUGGCCCUUACAAGCGCCACCUGAUACUGUCCGAAAAAUAUUGCGGCAAAUAUGACGAUGGACCCCUGGCUCUCCGAGACCGCAGACUGCAAGGCCUCAUAGACAAAGGAAUUGUCCCAGCCGAUGUUGAACCUGCACCUCAUCACACCCUCGACACAACACCCUGGGCCGACCUGCCAGAAGAUGAACAACGAAAAUCCAGCCGGGCGAUGGAAAUUUUCGCUGCGAUGGUCGACCUCAUCGACGUCAAUGUCGGUCGAGUCCGCUCAUACCUCGAGUCUACGGGCGAAUGGGAGAAUACCUUUGUUGUCUUCAUGUCGGACAAUGGCGCAGAGGGCCAGCUUCUCGAAGCCAUCCCCAUUCUCGCAGGGGCUACACUUGAGGAUCUUCUGAAGAAGUACUACGACAACUCUCUUGAGAACUUGGGAAAUCACAACUCGUUCGUCUGGUAUGGUCCACAGUGGGCCUCGGCGGCAACGGCGCCAAACCGCGGAGCUAAAUCCUAUACCACGGAAGGAGGUAUUCGGUGUCCUUGUAUUGUUAGAUACCCAAAGGGCACCAAUCUGCAGCCGGGAAGUGUAUCGCAUACAUUUACAACCGUUAUGGAUGUGCUUCCAACGGUGUUGGACCUGGCUGGCAUUUCACACCCGGGCAACCAAUUCCGAGGCCGUGAGGUAGCUCCCGUGCGGGGAAAAUCAUGGAGACCUCUUCUAGAUGCAUCUGAUGAUCAGCAUGUCACACUAUAUGACUCCGAAAACGACAUUGUGGGCUGGGAGCAGUUUGGAAUCGCCGCUGUUCGGGUGGGAAAGUGGAAGGCGUUGUAUCUCCCACCACCACGCGGGCUUGGAAAAUGGGAAUUAUACGAUUUGUCGACUGAUCAAGGUGAAAUUUACGAUCUGGCAGAAAGUCACAAAGAUAAGCUAUUGGAGAUGAUUGCGCAUUAUGAGACGUAUUUCCAAGAAUCCGGCCUGUUUGAUUCAUAUACGAUGGUUCAGGAGACGCUGAAGAGGCAGGGAGCGAAGCGAUGGUGGUAG
Molecule: messenger RNA, 1692 nt
Organism: Penicillium manginii
Lineage: Eukaryota; Fungi; Ascomycota; Eurotiomycetes; Eurotiales; Aspergillaceae
Product: arylsulfatase
Exons: 2
Coding region: 1-1692 (563 amino acids)
Molecular function (GO): arylsulfatase activity
Source: RefSeq, a predicted model, not a curated record